Myripristis murdjan (pinecone soldierfish) is the source of this 2472-nucleotide messenger RNA. It is a transcript of the gene adgrg4a, whose product is annotated as adhesion G protein-coupled receptor G4a. Gene Ontology annotation, biological process: cell surface receptor signaling pathway; adenylate cyclase-activating G protein-coupled receptor signaling pathway. The coding region runs from base 1 to 2472 and encodes 823 amino acids. Gene Ontology annotation, molecular function: G protein-coupled receptor activity. The transcript is spliced from 16 exons. Lineage: Eukaryota; Metazoa; Chordata; Actinopteri; Holocentriformes; Holocentridae. Gene Ontology annotation, cellular component: plasma membrane. The record is from RefSeq and is a predicted model, not a curated record.
AUGCACGAGGUCUCUGUGAACUCCAGUUUGCCCCGACAUCUGGCCCAGAAUGGCACUCUGACUCUCGGAUUGCCACAUAAUGUAGAUGUGAAUGGUAAUCUGCAAACAGAGAAUGGGAACACACUAUUUGGGGAUAUUAGUCUGUUCAGGAUAUGGGCCAGAGAGCGGACCGCCGAGGAGCUGGAGAGUCGCACUUGUGCAGAUGGAGAUGUGGUGAGCUGGGACCUCCGGCAAUGGGGCUACAGCCACAACUGCCCUCCCGUGCUUGACAACAGCCUCCAGUGUGCCAGACCUGCCUUGUGGUUAAUAAUUCUGCGGAUCUACACAUACAGCAAGCUCAGUUUCAGCUCUGAAGUCAAUGUGGAAGUGAGUCCCGCUGCUGACGUUCAGCUGGUUCAGUCGUAUAUCACUGAACAGCUGAAGGUGACCUUCUCCUUCAACUUCCUCAACCUGACAGCUGACCUGAAUAGCCUGAGGAUACAACCCGUUGUCAGACCAGAUACGUUCUUCAGAGUUAAUAUGACCUUGAAGAUGACUGGCGCAUCUGGAAAUCCAGUGGAUAUCAUCGAGAAUUGGCUGAAGGAAGUGCUGGAGGUGAAUAACACCAUGGCUGUACUGAAUCUCAAGAUAAGAGAAAAUGACAGCAGUAAGUUGAACAGUGACACUGACACAACCAGCUGGGCUGAUCCUGAAAUGACGGCUUGCAAGCCUCUUAUGACCAUAUCAGACCUGGAUAAAGUCAAUGUAACUGCAGGUAAUUCGGCUGAUGUUGUGGACAUCAUUCAGGACCUAAUAGAUGUUGAAUUUGGUAGCACUGGUGUAGCUGAGGGGGAACUGUCCACCUCCCAGCUGAAUGUAGUGAUGGACAAGCUGGAUGCAGUGGUACAUAUCAGUAACAUUACCGAGGCUCUCGGCACUAAGAUAAUCAAUAUCAUUGCUGAUAUCCUGGCUUCCAAGAGUGACAUCACUCCAGUGGCUAACAUUGUCCUUAAUGUAACAGAAAAAAUUGGGGACAAAAUGGACUUCCAGGGGGAAUCAGAUAGUAUAACUGCCCCAUCACUGGCCUUCUCCAUGAUCAAUGUUGAUCCAGAGAAGUUCAGCGGACUCACCUUUGGCGUGUCCUCCAUUUCAUCAAACUUGGACCCGAAGAUUUUCAUCAACCAGAGCUUUGAGAGUGAACCUUUCCGUGACACAGUUGCAGCGAUUUCUCUCCCUUCUGCACUCCACAACUUCUUUCCACCUCAAGACAGAAACAGAGCAAGAGUCCAGUUCCACUUCUAUGGAGUGCAAGACCUUUUCAAGGAGCCAGACACAACCGCAGCAACACAGAGCAACUGGACUUUGAAUACCUAUGUAGUAUCUGCCAGUGUCAGUAACAGCCAUGUUAGCAACCUCCAUGAGCAGCGUGUGGUGGUCACUCUGAGCCAUCAACAUCCCAAACAGGAUGUGACCAGAGCCCCUCUUAGUGAUACGGAUAGUCAAAUUCUGACAGUCAUCUCCUAUCUUGGUUCCGGUAUAUCUUCCAUCUUCCUGGGUGUAACUCUUCUCACUUAUAUCGCCUUUGAGAAGCUGCGUCAGGACUACCCAUCCAAAAUACUCAUCAACCUGUCAGUGGCCCUGCUGGGGCUGAACAUGCUUUUCCUUCUGGACUCCUGGCUCUCGUCCUUCCCCAGCUAUGGCCUGUGCAUCUUCACCGCGGCUACACUGCACUACUUCCUCUUGGCCUCCUUCACCUGGAUGGGUCUGGAGGCUGUGCACAUGUACUUCGCUCUUGUCAAGGUGUUCAACGUCUACGUGCCCUCCUACAUUCUCAAGUUCUGUGCUGUGGGAUGGGGUAUUCCUCUGGUCAUAGUCUGUCUGGUCCUAGCCAUAGAUAAAGAUGCCUAUGGCAAUUCUCUGUCUGAAAGUCCUGCAGCUCUGCUUCAAGCCCGUGAAUCAUUCUGCUGGCUACAAAGUGACAUCUUCUUCUACGUGACGGUGGUAGCAUUCGUUCUGCUGAUCCUGCUGUGCAACAUCACUGUGUUUGUCGUGGUUCUGAUCCAGAUCAGACACAUGAGGAUGCAUAAGCCAGCAGCACACAGCCACAGUGCACUGCAUGAGUUGAAGACAGUGGCCAGUCUCACUGUCCUGUUAGGCUUGACCUGGCCGUUAGCCUUUUUUGCACUGGGGCCAGCCAGAGUGGCUCUGCUGUACCUGUUCUCCAUCCUCAACAGCUUACAAGGUUUCUUUGUUUUCGUGUUCCACUGUCUGAUGAAGGAAAACGUGAGGAAACAGUGGAGAAUCCACUUGUGCUGCGGUCGAUUUAGACUCAGUGAUUACUCAGACUGGAGUCGCUCUGUGACACUGGGUGGGCGCUGCAAACAGAACCAGUUGGUCCGCUCUUCCUCCAGCAGGUCUGUAAACACGUCCUCCAUCAGGAAGGUCUCCGACUCCUCCACCGGAUCAGGACCAAACCACCACCAGGGGGAGUGA